Molecule: messenger RNA, 633 nt
Organism: Paramecium tetraurelia
Lineage: Eukaryota; Ciliophora; Oligohymenophorea; Peniculida; Parameciidae
Exons: 3
Source: RefSeq, a predicted model, not a curated record
AUGCUUAAGUCCAUUACAGAAUUGUACGAUCAAGAAAUACAGCAAAUCAAAUAUUUCUUAUAAUGUAGUUCUGUUGAUGACCAAUAAAAGGGUUUUGUUAGAAGCGAUAUCAAGCAGCGUUGCCAACAUUCAUAAAAACAUCUGAAAAUUACCCGAAGUCAUAACAUCAGCCCUAGCCUAGGCUAAUAUGAUGUCUCUUACAAAGGACUUGAUACUCAUCGAUAUGAAGUCAAUUUUGGGAGCCCAAGGGGUGUUCAAAAACCAACAGACGAGAUGCCAAGGACUGUCAGGAUUAGUCCUUUUAACAAUCAAUUAAAAUAGCAUUCUAUUAAGGGUGGAACUGACUUUGAAAAAUAAGUUAGCCGAGAAUAGAUGUAUUUGAUUAGAGGUUGGCUUAAAUUUGAUAAGAGCAUGCGUGCUCCCAAAAGAUCUUUGGAGGAAAAAUUGCGUUAACUUGAAGUUGGUCAAGAAGCCUUGCUCAAAUUCCCAUCUAUAGAUGUAAAGGAAAAUCCCUUAUUAUAAAUGAAAGUUUCUCAUCUACCUCAUGAUUAUGAGAAGAUGAGAUAAAUUAGCAGAUAAUACCUGUAAAAAUACCAUAUUAAAGAAUCAGCUUUAAGAUUCUAUAGCCCAUGA